Kwoniella shivajii is the source of this 2157-nucleotide messenger RNA. RefSeq lists its product as uncharacterized. NCBI's taxonomy places the organism in Eukaryota, Fungi, Basidiomycota, Tremellomycetes, Tremellales, Cryptococcaceae. The transcript has 3 exons. Gene Ontology annotation, biological process: maturation of SSU-rRNA from tricistronic rRNA transcript (SSU-rRNA, 5.8S rRNA, LSU-rRNA). The coding region runs from base 1 to 2157 and encodes 718 amino acids. Gene Ontology annotation, cellular component: nucleolus. Gene Ontology annotation, molecular function: protein binding. The record is from RefSeq and is a predicted model, not a curated record.
AUGGCACCCUCACGACAGCCUGUUGCCGGUCCUUCUCGACCUAAACAAUCGCAACAACCUGUCGCUCAACCAUCCCCUCCCUCUUCUUCUCUCUCCGCCUUUAAUCCCUCUCGAACAUUGUACGCUCUUGCUUCUCCUGUACUUGGUUCUGCCGACAAGGUUCAAGUAUGGGACGUCGCCACCGAUCGUGUUGUUUCCGAUUGGGAAGUGGCUGGUGCCGGUAAAGCUACAACAGUCACCUGGGCGUCCGUAGCUUCUUCCGAUAGCGCAAGCAAGAAGAAGAAGAGACGAAAGUCUGGACCAAUCGAUUCUUCUGAUGAGGAAGUUGUCCUCAUUACGACAGCAAAAGGUCAACUGGCAGUCUUCUCUCCGAAUAAAGGCGAAAUAAUACGAACGAUUGACCUGCCGCAAUCCGUCACUGCGGCAUGGUCGGAUGAGCAUGGUAUUGUCUUCACCACCGCCUCUUCCAUCUUGAUAAUAUCAUCAGAUGCGUCAAGCGUCACACAUACUUUUUCCCUACCCUCGUCCAUAUCGUCCCCUUCCGCCCUUACUGUUCUUCCCUCAUCUACACCUGACACCCUUCACGUCCUCGUUGGUACACAUUCAAUAGUGGCACUUCACCUCGAAUUGUCUUCGUCGGAUAUAAUAUAUUCAUCUUCACCUUUACCCGCAUCUACAUCCUCAGUCACGUCGAUAUUACCUCUCCCCUUUACAGAACAAGGGAUUUCCUUCCUGGUGGUUUCAGAAGACGAUCGCACGAUAUCACAGUAUACUAUCGCUUCCCCUCAAACACUACCCAAAUUGUCAUAUCGAUAUGCUUCGCCGACCCUUUCAUCUGCUCAUUCGUUAUCUACCUCUUCGACACUGUUAUCUGUAUUACACGAGUCUGGAGAAGUAUCUCUUUUCCGAUUACCCUCGGAUCUAGACUUCUCUCGCCCAAAAUCCGAUUCCAAACCAAGUCCCAUCAAAUUGGUCGAGGGUAAAGACGAACGAACCGCGCGACUUUGCAUAGCUACGUUUGCUCCUGGAAGUGAGGGUGCUCCUGGUGCAAUGAUAUGCGGCAGGAUGGCCGGUGGCGGACGAGUCAAAUGGCACCGAGUGACAUAUGAGUUACCGGAAGGUGGACUCAGACAGUCUACCAUUCUCAAAUGUGACGCUCAAGAUCUUGUGGGAUCUGCUGGUUCGUCAACAACAUUGCCAAUACAGCGGUUCACAGCUCCUGCCAGUGUCGCUGAAGCACCAGUAGCUGAAACCGAAGACUCCACUUCCAAGCUUCCUACCGAUGUUGACAUGGCCGAUCUUUCUCUUGGCGAACGAAUGCUUGCUGCGCCCAAUGGGACCGCUCAGAAUGGAGAAGGAGAAACCUCAGUGUCCAAAGCUCGAGCAGCAGCAGAGGCAGCCUUCGAUGGUCCUGUCAACACCGCAUCCCUCACUCGUGUUCUUGUCCAAGCACUUCAUACUUCCGAUCCAGCCCUUCUCACACUUUGUCUCUCGCAUCGAAACCCCACAUUAAUCAGAAACACUAUUCGAAAAAUGCCUGCUCAGCUCGCUUUACCACUACUCAAAGCUUGUGUGGAGCGAUUGGGUACUGGCAAAAGCGCCAACAAACGUGGUGGUGGACGAGGCAGUGUUCAGCAUGAACAACAAGGUCGAGGAACUGUCGAGUGGGUCAAGGGCGUGUUGGUGGAAAGGGGUGCAAUCUUGAUGACUAUGCCAUCACUGCCACUACAUCUUGCAACUUUAUCCAAACUGCUACAAACUAGGUUGGAGACUUAUCAGCCACUUUCUACAUUGUCUGGUCGAUUGGACCUUGCUUUGGCUCAAAUUCAGAUGCGUCGUCUGGCUGCUGAAGCUGCUUCUCUGUCAGCUUUAAAUGGUGGACAGAAAGGUGGUGAAGGUGAAGUGUACAUCGAAGGUGAAAGCGACGACGAGGAUGAAGUACCCAUCGAGAUCGGCGAGGAUGGCGAGAUUGAAGAUGUCAAUAUGCUUGCAGGCUCAGACGAGGCCUCAUCCGAAGAUGAAGAUGACAGUGAUGAUGACGAAGAGGAGAGCGAUGAGGACGUCUUGGCUUCAGACGAUGAUGAUGAAGGAUUAUUGGAUCUGGAAGCGGAGGAGAGUGAUGAUGAUGAUGACGAAGAAGACAGCGAUGAAGAAUAG